Messenger RNA from Pneumocystis jirovecii RU7, 2112 nucleotides. RefSeq lists its product as uncharacterized. Gene Ontology annotation, molecular function: ubiquitin protein ligase activity; zinc ion binding. Gene Ontology annotation, biological process: protein ubiquitination; Ras protein signal transduction. Gene Ontology annotation, cellular component: cytoplasm. NCBI's taxonomy places the organism in Eukaryota, Fungi, Ascomycota, Pneumocystomycetes, Pneumocystales, Pneumocystaceae. The record is from RefSeq and is a predicted model, not a curated record. The coding region runs from base 70 to 2112 and encodes 680 amino acids. The transcript has 10 exons.
UAAAAUCUUUGUUUCUGUAUUUUUCAUCUUAUUCUUUAAUAUAUAUAAGGUUUUUUUUAAUCUGGUGAAAUGUUCACCUGUACAUAUUACUUAAAUAUUUGCUUUUAUCCUACGGCAUCUAUAGAAUUAGAAGUAUUUCUUAAGCAGCUUUUUGGUGUGUCUUUAGCAACAAAUCUUGUGUAUCAAAUUCAACAAACAGCCAGCCCGCCAAAAACAUCUAUUUUUGAGCGUCUUCCUUCAAAAGACGUUGAAUAUUAUCAAGAUAUAUAUAAAAGAGCAGCAGAAUUUAGUUGGGGUGCAAAACGCGACUUGUUUCAUGAAGAAAUAAAGCCUAUUAGUUUAAAUAAAGGGAAACAACGACCAAUAAAUAGUACGUGGAAAAACGAGAAUUUACGGAUAGAAUAUAUCCUUGUGGAGUGGUUAGAUAUGGAUGAAAAGGAAGAACAACUAACAAGAGUGGAAUCACAAAAAGAAGAGCGACAAAAAUUGCUAAAAGACAAAGAUACUCCUUUGUCAAAACCGCGAUCAACACAUAAAAUAUCACGUGCACAGUAUAUACCAUUACGUGAAGGCAUUGCAGGUUCUCAGAAACAUGGAAUUUCGAAUUUUGGAUUUGGUAUAAUCCAAAUUUAUCGUUGUGAUGAAGAAAAAAUGUCUACAGUAGAUGAACGAUGGGGGAAUGAGAAAUUAUCAUCAAAGGAUAAAGUUGUUGCUGUACUUGCAGUACCAAGUUAUAUGACAACGUUUGAUUUUUUAGGAUUUGUAGGCGAGGAUGUGAAGAACCAAGUUAGUCAUUUUAGAUUUAUUCGAACAAGUGCGCCUAAUAGAUACAUGGUUUUACUCAAAUUUAGGCGUUUUAAGGAUGCCAAAGCAUUUUAUAACACUUUUAAUGGAAAACCAUUUAAUACGAUAGAACCGGAAAAGUGUCAUACUAUGUUUAUUAAACAUAUUUCUUUUGAGUCUAAGCAGGUAUCGAAGGUAGAAUCUUCAUCUAAUACGGAUGAUCCAUUUUUAUCGGCUUUUGAUAUCUUUGAAACGUGUCAAACAGCACCAAUAUCUACGAAACCUGUUCCACCACCGACACUUCGUUUACGUGAACUUCCAACAUGUGUUGUUUGUUUAGAAAGAAUGGAUGCAUCUGUUACCGGACUUUUAACCAUAUUGUGUCAACACACGUUUCACUGUCAAUGCUUAAGUAAAUGGGGAGGGAAUAUAUGUCCUGUAUGCCGGUAUUCACAACAAAAAGAUGUUUUAAAUGCAACUAGGACGAAUAGCCACUGCUUUACUUGCGAAACACAAAAAAAUUUAUGGAUAUGUUUAAUUUGCGGGCAUAUUGGCUGUGGUCGUUAUGAUCUUGCACAUGCUUAUGAACAUUAUACAAAUACGGGUCAUUGUUAUUCUAUGGACAUAGAAACAGAAAGAGUGUGGGAUUAUGCGGGUGAUGGUUAUGUACAUCAAUUAAUUCAAAAUAAAAUUGAUGGGAGUCUUCUUGAAUUUCCAACUACUUCUUACUAUGCAAAUACGGACUCUGCAGCAUCUGAACAAAAUGAAUUAGAUCUAAAAAACAAAUUAGAAUCAAUAAGCUUGGAAUAUACAUAUCUUUUAACGUCCCAGCUUGAAUAUCAAAGAAUUUAUUAUGAAGAUAAGAUUAUGGAAGCAGCAGAUAAAGCGAAAAAGGCUUUAGAAGAAGAAAAAUUGGCCAAGAAAGAGACUUCUAAUGUCACGAAAAAACUUUUGGAAUUACAAGAGGAUUUUAAUCAACAUCAAAAAAAAACAGAAGACUUAAAAAAGCUAAAUUCCCUUAAUGAAAGAAAAGUAGAAAAAUUUUCUGAAAUAGCACAACACAUGGAAAAAGAAUGGAAAGAUGAAAAAUUACUAAAUUCAAAAUUAAUGCAGCGUAUUGAGCACUUAAAUUCUCAAAAUAAUAAAAUAAAAUUGGAUUUAGAAGAUUCGAAAAAAAAAAAUCAAGACCUUUCUGAUCAGCUAAGAGACAUUAUGUUUUAUAUUUCUUCACAAAAACACAUCGAUACCAUAGACGAUACUCUAAAACAAGAGCUCCAAAAUGGAACUAUUUAUGUACCUCACAAAUCCAAAAAAAAAUAUAAAAAGUAA